Molecule: messenger RNA, 1356 nt
Organism: Phytophthora sojae
Lineage: Eukaryota; Oomycota; Peronosporomycetes; Peronosporales; Peronosporaceae
Exons: 1
Coding region: 171-542 (123 amino acids)
Source: RefSeq, a predicted model, not a curated record
GAGGUCGGCACCGCCGAGGACUUCGACCGCAAUGGGCUGCGCCUCGGCCGCUGGGCCGCGGGCUCUUCGGCUGCUUGAGCGGCUGCGUCCCCAACGGUCUCACCUAAGGAUUCUACCGUUGAUACACUACUCUCCCCCCCUCUCAUUCUUGGAUGUAUGCUGCAGGCUUCAUGGCCUUUGUGUGCCCCGGCGUCUCCGUGGCUCAGACCACCGCUCAGCUGGGGCUCGUGCGCUUCAAACUGGUGCUGCAAGUCUACGUGGCGCUAUGUCUGCUGCUGCUGUUGACGGUCGCAGUGGACAGCGCAGUGCUCAACUUGCUCUGCGUGGUGGCGGCUGUCGCUGCAGCGUCUGCAGUCGCCCGACUGAGGAUGAAGAUGCGCGUGCUGUUCGACAUCCCGGGGAACGCUGUGCUGGAUGUGGCCACCACAUUCGUGUGCACUCCCUGUGCGGUCGCGCAGAUGGCCAGUCACGCACAGGCCUACCAGCCAGGAACGUGCUCGUUCCGCGCGCGAUCGACGCUGGAGGGAUACGUGCGGCAGUGAAGUGAGGUCUGAAGCUCGACUGUAUGGAUACUUUUUUCUUUUGUUGUACCGCGCGGUGUGUGGGCUCGCAGAACUUCGGUUUGGGGUAGAAGCCGCUAUCAGAAUCUGAAUAUACGUACAAGAAUUGGGAUUUACCAAGCUGGCGUUUGUUCAUGAUAGCAAGCUGCAUGCAUUUUCUUAGAUCCCGUUUCGCGCUUAAGUGACAGUUGAGUUUGGUCCGCGUUCAUGGUAGGGCAAAGCUAUGCUUGGGUAUCGAACGUCUGAGCAUGCGUUGAGACCACUGGCGCCCUUCUGCCUUUCUUACAACGAUUUCAGCUUCCGCACUCGUCUGCUUCGAAUACUAGAGUACUUCGUAUCAAAGUAGUAGAAGAUAUACAAGUACGCGUUGGUAGGGGACGUCAUACAGACUGUGGCUCUUGCUUGACCUACGCCGCGUUUUGGGUCAACUAAAAGCCUUAAUUCCAAGCUGUUAGUAGCAGUUUUUGUAGGUUGUAUCGUGUUGUAGAAAAAUGUUGUGCUCGGACGCCAAUGUAUGCCGGCUAAAACAUUUCGUGUAUAUAUUGUCGAUUGAGGAAGAAUCCUAAUAAAGUUGUCCAGAUAAAUUCGAGUGAAGGCGUAUGCCUGUGCCGUCUCCGCUAUAGCUUGAUACAUCGGUAGGCGCAGCUCUUUUGAAGUAGUUACGGAGGUCCUCGAUUACUUUACUCGAUGAAGCGACUGCAGAUUGCCGUUUGUGUUGUUCCUCCUCAGCAGCUCGUCUCUUUUCCUUUUCAUGAAUCGCAAGAGACCUCCACAAAGAGUGUGUCCACCUCGCGUC